UCUCACUCAUGGAGAAAUCAAAAUCAUCCCUUCAUGCUCACGCUAACGGAGGUCUCACUACUGUUCUUUCUAUUGAUGGAGGUGGAAUAAGAGGGAUUAUUCCAGGAGUUAUGCUUGCAUUCCUAGAGUCUACGCUUCAGAAGAUAGAUGGUAAUGAUGUAAGGCUUGUAGAUUAUCUUGAUUGGAUUGUAGGGACGAGCACAGGUGGCCUUAUGGCGUCCAUGCUUACUACACCAGAUAAAAGUAAUCGCCCCUUAUAUUCUGCUAAAGAUAUUGUCCCCUUUUAUCGCCAACAUUGCCCUAAGAUCUUCCCCCAACCUAGCAGCUCUCGCAUUGGCAAAAUCAUACAUUAUUUGAAAUGUUUAGUAGGGCCCAAAUAUAAUGGGAAGUAUUUACGUAAGCUGUUGAAGGAAAUACUAGGAGACAAACAUUUGCAUGACAUGUUGACUAAUGUUGCAAUCCCAACUACUGAUAUAAAGCAAGGAUGUGCAGUUAUUUUCUCCAGCCAUAAGUUGAAAAAGGAUCCCAGCCUAGAUGCUUUGAUGUCGGAUAUAUGUGUUGGAACUUCAGCAGCCCCAGCUUACCUUCCACCUCAUCAAUUUAAUUCCACAACUUCAACAGGCAAAUCAAGAGAAUUCAAUCUCAUUGAUGGUGGAAUUGCUGCCAAUAACCCGGCUGUGGUUGGUAUAACCGAAUCGGAAAUAGACAUGCACGAGGGCAACACUGGCAUCCAUGAGCGGGUCUUACUUAUAUCACUGGGGACUGGUAUGACAUCUGAGAAGAAGUACGAUGCCAAAAAAGCAGCUUGUUGGGGUGCUCUGGAUUGGCUGAUCGGAAAAGAUCGUUCGGCUCCACUGGUGGAUCUUCUUAUGAGAGUAAAUAGUGACGUGAAUGAGUACCUCAGUCGUUCCUUUUUUAAAGCUCUUCAGUCUAAUGGCAAUUACCUCCGAAUUCAGGACGAUACACUAAGUGGAACAUUGGCUUCUGUGGAUAUUGCCACAGAAGAAAACUUGAAUGAUCUUGUAAAAGUUGGAGAGGCAUUGUUGAAGAAACCCGUUUCGAGAUUGAAUUUUGGUACCGGUAAACUCGAGCCUGUUCAUCCUGAGGUUACAAAUGAAGAGGCUCUCGUGAGGAUGGCGAAAAUUCUCUCUGAGGAGAGGGCUCGGAGGAAGAGACUGGUCGUUCACGAAAAUGCUGCUCUGCUCUCACAUAAGUCCUUGUAG
Molecule: messenger RNA, 1223 nt
Organism: Prunus avium (sweet cherry)
Lineage: Eukaryota; Viridiplantae; Streptophyta; Magnoliopsida; Rosales; Rosaceae
Source: RefSeq, a predicted model, not a curated record